Prorocentrum cordatum is the source of this 720-nucleotide messenger RNA. The record is from the annotation of a GenBank genome assembly. NCBI's taxonomy places the organism in Eukaryota, Dinophyceae, Prorocentrales, Prorocentraceae.
GAUGGCCAGACCGACCGCGGCGCCCUGCUCGUGUCACUGGCCGCCGACGGCUCCGAGCUGCUGGCCUCGCCGCUGACCCCGAGCUUUUGGCGUCCCGUCACGGACAACGACUACGGCGCCAGCCUGCAGGUCAGCCGGCGCGACUGGCGCGAGGCUGGCAGCAGGAUGCGGCCCGUGCGCGAGCCGAUGGCCGCGGAUGGUGCGGUCGAGGUUGACCUGGGAUGGGACGCCCCUGUGCAGGCGGCAGAGGACCAGAUGGGACAGCUCGGCCUUGCGCUGCAGGGAGCCACGCUGCGGAUCAGGUACGAUCUGUCGGCGGAGCAGGGGCUCCGCGUGGAGGCUUGGUGGCGCCCGCUGGGCGCGGGCGGCAACGCGACGGAGGCCCGCCGGCUCGACGGGCCCGCGCGCGUCGGGUUCGUGGCCGACCUCGUGCCCGGCCUCGAGGAGGUCGAGUGGUUCGGCCCCGGCCCGCACGAGUCCUACGUGGACCGCCACACGUCCGCGCGCGUGGGCUUGCACGGGGGCUCCAUUGCUGGCCAGACGUUCCGGUACGCCAGGCCCCAGGAGAACGGGAACAAGCACGAGGCGCGCUGGAUGCUGCUGCGGGGCGGCGCGGGGGGGCCCGGGCUGCUCGUGGCCGCGGCGUCGCCCUCCCUGGCCCUGGGCAUGCAGUGCCACAGGUUCCGCCUGUCCGACUUCGACGGCCCGCAGAGGAAGGAG